GCCACGGUCACUCGGCCGUUUGGAGCUGCGGGGCGCACGGGGUUGAGAGAGCCGGCUCUAGGGUUCGGGCUGGGGCCUGAAGAAACGUUUUCUGGGGCGCACCGGACCCGGGAGUGAGGGAGGACAAGAAACGCCCCCAACUUGAUGUUUUGACUCUGCUAUCUGGACUCGCAAGGCUUGGACCCACCCUAAAGCCUGUGGCCCUGAAGACGUGGGCUUUCGGAUAGCCCAUGUGGCAGGCGCUGCACCCCCACACCUAUCCAGGAAAAAUAAGGACUUCUGGCGUGGUUGUUGCCAAUCUGACCGUUCUCUACAAGGCGGGGCUGGGAAAGAAGCAGAGGGAGCUUGGAGAAGCGUCCUGAGUUGCCAUGGAAACAAAGCCCGGCGGCAGAGGUCGCCCUGGCCUAAAGGAGUCCGUUGAAAUUUGCCCUCAGGGAUUACUGGUGUUCACGGGAUCUUCAGAACAGGACUCCAACUUGGCCAAGCAGUUCUGGGUGGCCGCGUCGAUGUAUCCCACCAACGAAUCAAAGUUGGUGCUGUCCAGAGGUAGCAGUCAGCGUCUGCCGGUGGCCAGGGCCUCCAGGGGCGGUGCAACUGAGAGUCCAGACAUCACUGCUGAAACCCUAAAGACUCAGCAAUCUGAGGACAAAGAAAAGUAUCUCCAAAAGAAUACAUAUGACAGAACUGAGAAUGGAUUGGAAGUGGCCAGAGCGGAAGUGGACGAACCAGAGUGGAAGCCAUUGCUAUCAUCCAGCUGGGAGGUGAUGGCUAAAAGGAGAGAUGAGAUUCUCCAACUCUUAAGAAAACAAAGAGAAGAAAGGAUCUCGAAAGAGCUGGUUUCCCUUCCUUACAAGCCAAAGGCCAAAGGACACAAAGCAAAGAAAGUGAUACCAGAGUCAGACAAGGAAGACCAACAGGAGGUCAAAGCCUUGGACUAACUUGAUGGACAAAUGGGAGAGGAUGGCUCACGUAGAUCUGUACUUUUGAAACAACCUUCUCUUAAGUCAGGAUCAUUCAGAUCACCUUGCUAAUAUAGACAAAGAAAUAAAAGUUAAAUGUGCAGGCUUCUAGGGAUGUUACCAGUUA
Messenger RNA from Prionailurus viverrinus (fishing cat), 1086 nucleotides. RefSeq names its product HOATZ cilia and flagella associated protein (gene HOATZ). NCBI's taxonomy places the organism in Eukaryota, Metazoa, Chordata, Mammalia, Carnivora, Felidae. The transcript has 7 exons. Bases 369 to 938 code for a protein of 189 amino acids. Gene Ontology annotation, biological process: cilium assembly. The record is from RefSeq and is a predicted model, not a curated record.